Messenger RNA from Talaromyces proteolyticus, 4031 nucleotides. RefSeq lists its product as uncharacterized. The record is from RefSeq and is a predicted model, not a curated record. The transcript is spliced from 7 exons. Gene Ontology annotation, biological process: nucleoside metabolic process. Gene Ontology annotation, molecular function: protein binding; catalytic activity. The annotation marks the transcript as partial. NCBI's taxonomy places the organism in Eukaryota, Fungi, Ascomycota, Eurotiomycetes, Eurotiales, Trichocomaceae.
GCUAACUACGUCAUGGUCCAUUUUAAGGUACACCAGCUUUUUGUGGCUUUUGAGGGUUUGGGACUAUAACAGCAAUGUGGAGUACAUUUACGUGUAGAUGGUUCAAGGAUGAGAUGGCUGCUCUCUAUUACCCUAGCAUAGGCGCCUCAAGUCCAGAGAAUAUGAUAAUGGAACGUUAUGUGUUAAGUCAUGUCAACUUCGGGCAGAAGGUAACAUGAUUCAUUUCAGCCUUGCCGCCAUUUUCCCCUCACUCGCGAAUGUGCCUCUCCAGAUUCAGCUCGCAGUGACUCGAUCGACAACGACAACCACUAAAAAGGCGAAGACUUGACAAGGAGUUAUGUGAAUAAAUGUGAUCAGCAAAAUUCCAUCUCGGCGUCAAGAUGACAAGCACCCGUAAUCUGAAACUCUCCUAUGAUGACUACACUGUCGCAUGGAUCUGUGCUCUACCAGUUGAGAUGGCCGCUGCUAAGGUCAUGUUAGACGAAGUGCACGAGGAUUUGCCCGCUUUGCCCCACGAUAAUAAUGUGUAUACUCUGGGGAGGAUUCGAAAACAUAACGUUGUUAUUGCUGGCUUGCCAAAUGGAAAAUAUGGCAAUACAUCUGCAACAGUGGUGGCAAUGCAGCUCAUAGCCGGAUUUCCGUCCAUUCGAUUUGGCCUGAUGGUCGGUAUUGGAGGAGGGGUUCCGAAUAAGGAUGCAGAUAUUCGACUUGGUGAUAUUGUGGUCAGUAAACCAACAGGAUCAUAUGGCGGUGUGGUGCGGUAUGACUAUGGGAAAGCUCUCAAUCGCCACUUUGAACGGACUGGCAUGUUAAAUCAGCCGCCUGCGCUUCUCCUUAAUGCGCUUACUAAACUUCAGUCAAACCAUCUAACAGAGGAAAGCCAAAUACCAAAUUUCCUUUCUGAAAUGGAGAAGAAACUUGGACAAAGAGCCGAAAAUUUUGCUUGUCCCCAACAAGAAGACCGACUUUAUCAAGCUGACUAUCAUCACAUUGGAGAUUCAAAAACAUGCGAACACUGCGACCAUACGAAGACCGUUCAAAGAAUCCCUACAAAUCGUGCCAAACCAGCAAUUCACUAUGGCCUGAUUGCAUCUGGGAACUCGGUAAUCAAAGACAGUGGGCUUAGGGAUUUCCUAAGUCGAGAACUCGGCGUAUAUUGUGUGGAGAUGGAAGCUGCAGGGUUGAUGGAUAGUUUCCCAUGUGUUGUCAUUCGGGGAAUUUGUGACUAUGCAGAUUCACAUAAAAACAAAAAAUGGCAAGGGUACGCUGCAGCAACGGCAGCAGCUUAUGCCAAAGAGUUACUCACUGUGAUACACGAGAAAAGUGUCACAGAUAGCAGAGCUACUCUCUCAGUCACAAAAUAUGGCAUAUACCACGGUAACCACAAGCAAAAUUUACAACAAUUUGGAAAAAAUGAUGGUAGAAUAGAGCUAGAAAAAUUACUGGAGCGAGUUUCAAACUAUGAUCCGGAGAGAACUCAGCGAAGAUUAUCUAGCAAACGUGUUAUCGGAACUACCCAGUGGUUUUUGGAUCACCCAACUUUCAAGGAGUGGUUCACCGACAAGAGUUUUCCUGCUCUCUGGUGUUCUGGAAAAAUUGGUUCUGGGAAAACUAUAAUUGCAACAUCAGUAAUCGAUGUUGCGAUGCGUCGGUCUUCUGAGCUUCCUCUUGGCCCUACCGUUUCUUAUUUCUGUGAGGAUGGACCGAGGCUGCAUAAUGGACAGCCAGCAGUAUCUAUCCUCUCUAGCUUUAUCAAGCAGCUGUGUGAAUUCUUGAAUUUGCGAUCUACUCCAUAUCCAGAUAUUGCCUUGCAAGCUCUGAGGAAAUUUUUUGGGCAAAGGAGAAUGGUGCCAGACGUUGAAGAUCUGAAAGAGAUUUUUACAGAUCUUUUCCAUUAUGUGCCUGAUACAACCUAUAUUGUUGAUGGAUUUGAUACUCUCCACUCAAGAGAUGCCAAGAUCAUCCUAGAUUGCUUUCAGCAACUAUUCUAUGGCUCAGUUCUACGGCAUCAAUCGCAAAUUCUCUUACUCAGCAGAGACCAAAUUCCAGGAUAUAUUGACCUUACUCGUUUUAUACCAGGAAUUCGCCAGAUUUCAAUAAAUAACAACAACUUACCAGACAUUGAAAUCUAUAUCAAGGCAAAAAUCAAAGAUAAGAUGAUGGUCAGAAAACUUACAGAUAGUACUCCAUUAAUACAGGAACUAAGUAGAGACCUUCUUGAAAAAUCAACUGGGAUGUUUCUUUGGGUAUACUUGCAGUUAGAAAUCCUCUGGGAUGAAUGUUUCUCGGACAAUGAAAUUCGAGCUGCCUUGGAACAGUUACCGAGAGGAUUAGAUGAGACAUACCAGCGUUGUAUGAAAAGAGUUACGGAUACUCAGGAUAUCCGUCCUCUCAGAACUCUAAAGUGGAUCAGCUACGCAGCCAGACCACUCCAUAUCGAGGAGCUGAGAGAAGCUAUUGCCUUUGACUUGCACGAUACCAUAUGGGAUAGUGGGAAAAUAUCUUCGAGAGAAUUUGUUGCAGGAUGCUGCUCAAACCUUGCAGUUGUGGAUUCAAAUGAUGACUUCGUAUAUUUUGCUCACCCCUCUGUGAAGCAGUUUUUGGAGAAAUACAUAGCUGGCAGAAUCCCUGGAUAUCCUACCAGCCCUUUACAAGGAGAACUCGAGUGCGGAGAACUUUGUGUUACUUAUCUCUCUUUCUCGAAUUUUGGGCUUGAGUUAGGGAAGCACGACGAAUGUGUGUCUGAUUCCCUAAAUCCUAUGGCUCUUGCUGCGCAGUCUGUGGGACCAUCAUUACUCAGCACAUUCUUCUUACGGCGACCUUCAAAGAAAAUACCCUCAUAUCCUUUGAAAAUUCAGAUGAUUCGCAAAGUUCCACCGGAUACUCUACAGUAUAAAUUUCUAGACUAUGCAAGUUCGAACUGGCCACUACAUACCAAAAAUAUUACACAGCAGUCUAGAGCUUGGCGGAAGUUUGAGCGGCUAGCCUUACAAUUUAGUGAAACUUGGAAUUUUCAUCCUUGGAAAUCUAGCGGUCGUUCGCAGCGUUCUUACCUUCAUGGACUCUUAGUAUGGGCAGUUAAGGGGCAGCACCAACCACUUCUAUCAAUUGUACUAAAUAUGAGGCAAGACGUACAGGAAAUUUGCAAUCUUCCAUCUAUUGAAGAAAGAUUGCCCGUCCUCCAUAUUGCAUCAAGACUUGGGUAUGAGACUGUGGUUGAAAGUCUGUUGGAUCUUUGCGAUGUUAAAUUGCUAGAUGAAAAUGGCUAUACACCAUUACAUCAUGCUGCUGAUAAAGGGCAUAUUAAGGUGGUUCAAUUACUUUUAGGAACAAAUGAGUUACUGAUCAAUAUCCGGUCAAAAUGUCAGUCAACUCCUUUUUUGUUAGCUGCCAGAAAUGGUCAUGAGAUAGUGGCGAAGCUGCUACUCGAUAAAGGCGCUGAUCUUGACACUAAAGAGCUAAUUACUGGAGGGAAUCAGCUGCUACAGGCGGCUUGGGACGGUCAGGAGGCUGUGGCGAGGGUGCUACUUGAUAAAGGCGCUGAUAUUGAGGCUAAAGAUCCACAUGGAUGGACUCCGCUACUACACGCGGCUGGGAACGGUCAUGAGGCUGUGGUGAAGCUGCUACUUGAUAAAGGCGCUGAUAUUGAGGAUAAAGAUCCACAUGGAUUGACUCCACUGCUACACGCAGCUCAGAAUGGUCAUGAUAUCAUAGUGAAGCUGCUACUUGAUAAAGGUGCUGAUAUUGAGGUUAAAGAUUCAAUUAUUGGAAAGACUCCACUGUUAUGGGCGGCUUGGGACGGUCAUGAUACUAUAGUGAAGUUGCUGCUUGAUAGAGGCGCUAAUCUCGAGGCUAAAGAUUCACUUACUAAACAGACGCCGCUGCUAUUGGCGGCUCAGAAUGGUUAUGAGGCCAUAGUGAAGCUGCUACUCGAUAAAGGCGCUAAUCUCGAGGUUAAAGAUUCACUUACUGGACAGACUCCGCUGUUAUUAGCGGCUCAGAAUGGUUAUGAGGCCAUAGUGAAGCUGCUA